Messenger RNA from Bursaphelenchus okinawaensis, 1509 nucleotides. The record is from the annotation of a GenBank genome assembly. NCBI's taxonomy places the organism in Eukaryota, Metazoa, Nematoda, Chromadorea, Rhabditida, Aphelenchoididae.
AUGUUGACAACGUACGUUUUGAUUUAUGUUGUUUUACUUUACUUUAAACUUUUUUUAAUUUCUUACUGUAUUUUUUGACCGAAUAUAUAAAUUUCGAUCAAAAAUUUUAUCGUUGUUGUCAACAAAACGUAUUUUACCAUGAUUCCUUAAAUUUGAUUUCUAUAUAACAAAAAAUUUCAGGCUAAAAUCAUACCAUGUGCUGAUAAGGAAUACCACUUUGACAUGUUGUAUAAGCGGUUUGGCUGACAUUACGGAACAAAAAAUGGUCAAUGGGAAGGUCGAUUGGUACCGGGCUGGUAUGUUUUUACAUUUUCAUUAAUUUCUACGCUUGCUUUUCACAUAUUAGUAAAUUUUAAAAAUAAUUUUUUCCAAAAAUUUUGAAUUUUUGCCAUUUUUUUAGUCAUAUUAAAAAAGUGGCAAAACUUUUAUGCUAUCUUUUACAAUACAGUGUUUUAGUAUGAUCAUGUGACUGUUUUGAUAUUAAAAUAACUCUCAUACCAUAACCGUGACGUUAGAUAUCACAGUUUAAAUUAACUAUACCUAGAAAAUUUUUUGUCUCAAUUUUUGCCUUUUUUGUGUCAUAAAAUUAGCCAUACCUAACUUAAAACAACAUUUUGUGCCAAACUUAAAUUUAGUAUCGUUUGAGUAUUCUUUUAGGCUUCUUUUAACACUGACUUCAAUUUUUUAUCAUACCUCGGCAUUAAGAUAUAAAAUUUAUAUUAGCGAUAGCAAGAUCUUUUUGUGAUACUUUUGCAGCAUUGAUGACAUUAUUUUUGUUAUAUCUAAAUUAUUUUUAAAGCUUUGACAAAAAUAACUUUACCUAAUCAUUUUACAUUAUCUCGGGACUAAUGUACAAAAUUUACCGAGUUUAUAGUAACCCUAUUCAUCAAAAUAUACUCCUUUAUAUUAUCCAUACAAUAUAAAACUUAAACCUAAUUUUCAACUUUUUUCAGCCCGAGUCUCAUCGACAGGACUAUUUUUGGGUCCCAUGUGUCAUGGAUGGUACAAACUUCUGGACAAAAUUUUCCCGGGACCCCCAACCAGAGAUGUUAUACUGAAAAAAGUUGUGGCCGAUUUCAUAGUAAUACCAUUUUUCGCUUGUCCAUUCAUGACCUAUCUUGGCCUAUGGGAAGGGAAAAGUUUGGAACAAUGCCUCAGGGAAUAUGUUCACAAGUUUCCUUCGUUGGUCAAGGUAAGUGAAGGGUAGGGUAAAAUAAGGCAGGGUAGGGUAGGGUAGGGUAAGUUAGAGUAGGGUAAGGUAGGGCAAAGCAGGAUACGAUAGCAUACUUUAGUUUAGAGUAGGGUAGGUUAAAGCAAUAUAACAUCAUUUCAAAACUGGGCGGGGUAAAAACGACCUCAUCGUCAACAUUUCAGCUGGAUAUCUGUUUCUGGCCCCCAGUCCAAGCCAUCAACUUUUUCUUACUACCCACUCAUCUGCGUGUUCCCUAUGUGAAUAUCUGUCAGUUUUUCUACAACACUUGCCUUACUUACAUUAAACAUGAUCACUAA